AAUAACUGUGGUAGCCAACGACAACAUUAUCGCGAUGCCGCUAAGCCGCUUUCGGCAUAUCUAUUCUAUGUACUGACUUAGUAAACAAGGUAUUCCAAACACGGUGAAAAUAUUAUAAUUUAAUCAAUGAUAGUAGAUAUUGUUCAAACCGAAUUAUUGUGCAGCUGUAAAUUCAAAAUUUAAAAACGUGCUUUACUAGACGAUAGUACUGGAAUUUAACUCAAAAUAAUAAUAAUUAUUGUCUUAUAGUCGAUCACUACUUUUUUUUUUUGUCAUAAGUAUGAGUUGAUUAUGAAUCGUUAGUUUGCAGAUUCUUCUUUUUUUUCAUCGACCGCGAAUUAACAUAAUAUAAAUACUUUACAAAAUAUAGGUAUAGAUUUAAGAGUUAAGUUUGCUACUUGAUCAAUUUAAAACGUCUCGAAUACAAAUACGAUUUUAAUUUAUUGUGUUCAGUUUAUGACAAAACGGCAAAUACUCCAUAAUUACUUGAAUACAGCAGUGAGGUGCCAUAAAAUUACAAAAAUGUUUAAUUAAAUUUUAGUACCGCUACCUACUACUCUUAGAAUAAGGCUCCAAACUUAGCGUGAUGAUAUUUAACAUCUGAUAAAGAUAUUGUUUAUCUCGUACUGAAAUUUUGGCAUCUUGUAUAUAUUACGAUAAUUUGGAAUUAUUAGUUAAAAUAAGUUCAAUAGUAUUACAUAUUCUACCUGAAGCAUUAAUGUCUUUUGUCUUGACUAUUUAAAAAAGAAAUUACUUCUCAUAAUGUCAGCAGAUGAAGUGGAAUCUGAAGUUAAUUUUAUGAAAACUUAUAGUAUAAUAAAAUGGGACGAAAUAACAAAGCUAAAUAAUGAUCGUAAAUCACUUAACCAGAAAGUUUUGCUUGGGUUAGCCACCAGAGAGGAAUUUUUGAAACAAAUAAAAGUCGAAUUAAAUAUGCUGGACACGUGUCAACUUAAAAUUGAACAAGAAAUGAAAGAAAACAACACUGAGGAUAUUAAUACUGAAAUACUUACCAUUUUAUCAAAUCGUAUAAAUGAUAUGUAUAAUAACAUGUUUCUACUGUUUCCUGUUGAAAAGACUUCAUUGUUAGAAUAUAUUGAAUUCUGCUCAAAUAAUAUUUUAUUUAUUACUAAAUGUAGUAACAUGUUGGAUACACUCAUGUUGAGAUACCAUAGUGACCCUGAAGUAUAUAUAACUGCAGCAACAUAUGAAUUUGAUGACCGAAAUAAUGUUGAAUCAGCCAGACGAUAUUUUGCAGAAGGAUUAAAACAUCAUGAAAAUUGUAAAAACUUAUAUGUAGAAGAGUUUUGGGUAGAAGUUCAACAUUUAGAAAAGACUGACGGUGCCUCACUUCCAAUUGCCAUUGAAAAAUACAAGAACCUAAUAAAACGUUUUGAAAAUGAUAUUGAAUUUCAUUUCAUAUUAUUAGACAGAGCAAUCAAAUUAAGCGCAGUUAGAGAACUACAAUGCAAUGUAGUCAGAGAUAUGAUUAAAAAAUAUAGACAUAGUGAACUAAUGUGGCAAAAAUUAGCUAAAAUACAUUUUGAUGGAUUUAUCUAUCAUCAAGAAACUGAGCAAUUACACUAUGAUAAAAAUUAUAUUAAUGGUAUUAGAAAUUGCAUUAAAACCUAUGAAAACGGAUUAAAAGAAAAUUUACCACUAAAAAAUAAACAUAAGUUAUGGAACUUUUAUAUUGAUCAUAUUAUAGAAAUUCGUAAAUCUUAUCGUAUGAAAAAGGAAACAAUCAGAAAUUUUAUGAAUGAAACAAUGGAGCGAGCCUUUCAAGAAGCUCACGAUAAUAAGGCAUUAUGUAAAGCUGAAUAUUACAUUUAUUGGAUUGAAAAUACAAAUAAAGACUGUCAUAAAAUUAUGAAAGAAGCAGUUGAGGUGAUAAAAGAUAGUGAAGAACUAUGGUUUAAUUUAAUAUCAUAUUAUUUGAGUAACGAUAGUCUUGAAAUGGGCAUUGAAGCUUUUCAAGCCGGUGUUCGGGCUUUAAAAAAUAAAUCGAUGCCAUUAUGGGAAAUUCUUAUUUUAUAUAUGGCGAACACUCAUCCAAAAUUGCUCCAACAAUUAUAUCAUGAAGGCUCACAUUAUCCAUACCCUGAAGUAAAUUGUAUAAUCAGGCCUGAAUAUUUAGAAUGGAAUGUAGUUCACAAUGGAAUACUUUCAACUCGUGAAUUGUUCGACAAACUUAAAGACGUAGAACCAGAAUGCAAACAGUUGUAUAAAUCUAUGAUUUCAUUUGAACUCACUCAGAACUCAGGCAUUACUAAAAUAGGUUAUAUUAGAAAAUUGCAUAACACUGUAUGCAAUUCUUUUGGCACAACAGAUAUCGAUGUAUGGACUGACUGCAUGCGUUUUGAAUACAUGUAUGGUUUUCAUAAAUAUGUGAAAGGAAUUUAUAAGGCAGCAAUGGAUUCUUUGAGAUCAGAUUUACAAAGUAGUAUGACAGAAGAAUUUGAAAAACUUAAAGAGGAAUUCAAAGAUUUUGAUCCGAAAGAUGGAGGAGUUAUUGUUAUUGAAGAUGACGAAUAA
Messenger RNA from Melanaphis sacchari, 2535 nucleotides. Its product is annotated as U3 small nucleolar RNA-associated protein 6 homolog. Bases 763 to 2535 code for a protein of 590 amino acids. Gene Ontology annotation, cellular component: small-subunit processome; Pwp2p-containing subcomplex of 90S preribosome. Gene Ontology annotation, molecular function: snoRNA binding; protein binding. Gene Ontology annotation, biological process: maturation of SSU-rRNA from tricistronic rRNA transcript (SSU-rRNA, 5.8S rRNA, LSU-rRNA). Lineage: Eukaryota; Metazoa; Arthropoda; Insecta; Hemiptera; Aphididae. The record is from RefSeq and is a predicted model, not a curated record. The transcript has 11 exons.